AUCGUUCCCUCCCAUUUUUUAUUAAUCGCCAUCCCGCGUUAUCAAUUCCCCAGACAUGCGAUGCUGUGAUUUUUCAACACGCGGUCCCCAGGAGUCCCAAUUCUUUCCCCGCGCCCUGCUCUUCAUCCCGGGUCGUUUUUCGACGGCGCCGAGAAUUUGGCGAGGGCUCCCAGAGGCCGAGAACGGCAACAAAAACAUCCCGCCGUAUUUUUUGUCCACGACGCGAGCAUGUUUGGGUCGCCCUGUUCCUGAGGACGGCGAGGACCGCGCGACCGCCUUCGCCGCGGCGGCGCUGGCCCGCCAGCAGGGCGACGCGGGCCAGGCAAGGCCUCUGGAGAGCUCGGCCGCGGGGAAGACGGAGUACCCGCUGUGCCUCGGCGCCCCCGAAGGGCAGACGUGCGUCCCCGGCGCGAACAACACGCCGAGCGACUCGAUGGUGUACUGCACCGCCGGGAAGUACAAGCUCUGGGGCCCGAGGCCUUGCUCGCCCCAGCACGGCCAGGGCAGCCACUGCGUGGAGACCGGGAUCGGCCUGCAGGUGGCGCAGUGCGACGAUCCCUUCUGCCGGAACGGCGGGGCCGUCCACGGCGAUGGGCUCUACUGCCACAGCGGUGCGGUCGUGAGGUGCGUCGGCGAGGACGCGCCGGUCGUCGUGGACGGCUGUUCCGAUCUCAGGUACCAGGUCUGGGGGAACUGCUGGAGGGUCACACAGAACCACUGCGUGUCGUACGCGGGCCAGGGACCCCGCUGCGAAUUGGGUGGCGCUUCCUGGUACGAGGGAAGCGAUUGCUGGAGAGUCUGAGGAGCCGCUCUCUCCCUUUCUCUCCAGAUCGCGCUGUGAGCCACACGUCUGUCCUCCUCCUGCUCCUCCUCCUCAUCCUUCUCUUCUUGAACGUGCCGCGUAAAGAGGCCGCCGCCGCGUUUGGCCUUGAAGUGCCGCAGGGGGCGCCAAUUGCGCGUCCCCGCAGAUUACAGUCAUGCAUGUAGGCACCAGAAGUCAAUUCAAAGCUCCAAGCGCGUUGGCCAUCACCCGAAGAGCGAUGG
Messenger RNA from Prorocentrum cordatum, 1044 nucleotides. The record is from the annotation of a GenBank genome assembly. NCBI's taxonomy places the organism in Eukaryota, Dinophyceae, Prorocentrales, Prorocentraceae.